This is a messenger RNA of Caenorhabditis elegans, 1368 nucleotides long. It is a transcript of the gene srw-17, whose product is annotated as G-protein coupled receptors family 1 profile domain-containing protein. Lineage: Eukaryota; Metazoa; Nematoda; Chromadorea; Rhabditida; Rhabditidae. Bases 116 to 1276 code for a protein of 386 amino acids. Gene Ontology annotation, cellular component: membrane. Gene Ontology annotation, molecular function: G protein-coupled peptide receptor activity; G protein-coupled receptor activity. The transcript has 4 exons. Gene Ontology annotation, biological process: G protein-coupled receptor signaling pathway; signal transduction. The record is from RefSeq and is marked reviewed.
UAAGUGUUGAGCUUUUAAUGCUCUUAUCACAAGUUGUUAUUCGUUGGAAUUUCCCUAUAAAUGCAGAUAUUUUUAAUAGUAUCUUUUCAUUUUCACAGUUCUCUGAGAAAAUAUAAUGUCCGACGAUGAAGAAUUUUAUUCUGAAGAUUGUGCAGGUGAAAACCUAUUUACAAGUUUGUCCUGUGGGGAUAUCUAUCGAGCCCUGGGUAUAAUACUGUCGGACACAAAUGUUUUUAUGCAAUUCUUCACAGUUUUCAUUAACAUUUUACAUUUGAUAGUUCUAUUUCAAAAAGAGCUACGAACCGGUGCAAUUUAUAUUUUGAUGAUCGGAAUUUGUUUGGCAGAUAUUAUCGGUUAUUUACUUGAUUUUUUCAACGUUGCCUACGAAAGAACGUGGAUUAGCACAAUUCCGUUUUACACCAACGUUUAUUGCUUACGUUAUGAUUUGGUUCGAGUUAGUUUUGUAGAUUUUGUCAGUAUAUUUGUGCAAAUGGCACGACCAGUUGCGGUUUGGCUGGCAAUGAUGAUGGCGUUGAUCAGAACUUUGUCUGUAUUUUUUCCCAUGAGCAUUUGGAUUCAGAAGCUUGCGAAAGCAAAAACUGCAAUUUUCAUGAGUGUAGUAGUGUUCACAUUCUGGAUACUGUGGUAUUCAUCCCAAUAUUUUACUAUGACAUUACGCUGGUACCCAGAUGUCUUGAGUAAGGCUUGCACUGAUUACGAAGAACAUCGCAACUUGACCCACUACGUUCUGGUAGUUCCAAAAGCUAGCUUCAGCCUAGUCUUUAAGCGUGAAAAACUGGAACCUUUCAUUCGCUUUAUUCCAGCCAUCUUAUAUCCAAUCUUAACAAUCACAUUACUAGUUCAACUGAGAAUUAUAAAGAAAAAACGAGAAAGUAUGAAUAAGAACUUGUUGAAUGAUCGAUCAGAUAAUACAACAAAGCUCAUUCUUUUUAUGACUUUAUUCUUUAUGAUAUCGGAGGGCUUGGAAGGUAUCGGAGAUUAUAUCCUUCAAAAAAUUCUAGCUACCCCUAACUAUCAAGAUUCAAUGGUCGACGUAAUAUCAGCGCUUGGAGUGGCUCAAUAUUUUUAUACAAAUCUCCGCACAUUAAAUGGAAUAUCUCAUGCAUUCAUAUGUUUUGCAAUGUCCUCGCAGUAUAGGGACACAGUGAAGAGAAUGCUCUGUUCCUCGAAAAAGCAGCGACGAGGACAGAAUAUACUGGUCAUCUCAACAGUGUCGGUUAGCAGCUCACACAAUUCCAGUAGAUCAAGGACAUGAACGAUUUUAAUUUUUGCUAUAUAAUACUAUGUAUUUCUUAGUUUUUUAAUUGUUUCAAAUUUCUUACAGAAAUAACACGUUUAUACUCGGUA